AUGGCCUACAACAGGCAGCGCUUGGUCAAUAACCCAACCACCCUCCUAGCGUGGUCGAGACAGCCUUCUUGGACUACAAUCGUACCCAGGCUUGCCUUCACCGGUGCUAGCAUAAGAGGCAAGGCCACUUCCACUAAACUGGAGGCACAUUCGGAUAAGCGACCCGGUGGCAGGCCCCCAAAGAGGCGUAUCCACACCCUAGAUUCAUCCCGUCUCGAGCCAUCCGACUUCCAAGACAUCUCAAGCCAGAACUUCGUCCACUGGAGCCUUACAGUCGACGGCGAAAGUUCCGGAUUGAGCCUCUCAACGUUCUAUGCUCGUUGUGCAAUACAACGAGUGAAGAGAGGGAACCAUCCAAGUAAGGUUAAGAACCCAGUUGUUCCAUUCCCUGAAGGCACACGUGGAUUUUUGUAUUACCUUCCUCCGGGCUCCGAGGGCCUCACAACAGACCGUGACGAUACUGGCCGGAACUCAGACAUCGAACUAUCUCCGUUCGAGUCCAUAAAACGUGACCCCGACGCCGUCGGUCGAGUCCUUUUCCGCAUCACAGACAAUAACGACCCCUCGAGCUUUGCUGCAGGGCGGGACCUUAUGCAACCUGGAGGUAUCACCCCAUGGUACGCCGUUCCCCGCAAGAACAGCGCAGCCUGGCGCCUUCUUAUUCGAGAUGGGCUUCUCAUAGACUCCAACAAACCAUGGGGGACUCGCCGUCUGACGACUUCCACUAUCUCGGCUCUCGAAGAACCGUUCUUGUUCGAUCUCUCUAACACCGAGAUCAACGUGUAUGUGCGGAGUAAACGGGACGGAGGCUUCUACAAGCUCGCCUUCGGUAAUCCGUUCUGUAUCCACCAGAAAUAUCGCCCUCGGAUCUUACGCUGUCAAUUCGAGCGUUCAGCCGCACCAAAGCACGCAGGUACCGACACUUUUGUCAUACGGGUACUCGAAAUAUCGGCCCCCGUAAGACGCCUUCCGAUCGAGUCCGACACCGCGAGCUUCAGCACCUAUCACCUUCGAGUUCUUGAGACUCCGAGCAGACCAGAGGUUGGAGAACUGCUGCCUCUGACGAGGAAGGGCACUCUCUGGAGUCGUAGGGUAUCGAGCGGCGAAAAGAAGGAGAGUAAGUGGAAGAAGGGAUGGCACGUCCUUCUGGACAAUGAAAUGCUCAAGGCCACGAGUUCCCUGUCGGAGGCUUGA
This is a messenger RNA of Stereum hirsutum FP-91666 SS1, 1194 nucleotides long. RefSeq lists its product as uncharacterized. The record is from RefSeq and is a predicted model, not a curated record. The transcript has 3 exons. Bases 1 to 1194 code for a protein of 397 amino acids. Lineage: Eukaryota; Fungi; Basidiomycota; Agaricomycetes; Russulales; Stereaceae.